Messenger RNA from Vicugna pacos (alpaca), 3263 nucleotides. It is a transcript of the gene GAL3ST2, whose product is annotated as galactose-3-O-sulfotransferase 2. Lineage: Eukaryota; Metazoa; Chordata; Mammalia; Artiodactyla; Camelidae. Gene Ontology annotation, molecular function: galactosylceramide sulfotransferase activity. Gene Ontology annotation, cellular component: membrane. Gene Ontology annotation, biological process: glycoprotein biosynthetic process; glycolipid biosynthetic process. The record is from RefSeq and is a predicted model, not a curated record.
CCCCACCCAGUCCGGUGCCUGUGCCCUGGGGCUGCCAGCCAGGGUAGGGCAGCAGGUCUGGCCUGGGCCGCCCGCCACCUGCCCACUGCCUGCCUUCCUGUAGGUUCCGACAACAUGCUGUCUGCUACGGGCAGCUUGCAGAGGUGCUUCCAGGCCAUACUCCUCCUGGCCCUGACUGUGUUCCUGCUGGCCAUCUUCCUGAAUGUGGACAUCAGGCUGCUCAUGUCUUUCCUUGGGGACAAGGCUGAGGGGCCCCCCAUCACCAACGUCAUGUUCCUCAAGACACACAAGACAGCCAGCAGCACGGUGCUCAACAUCCUCUUCCGCUUCGCCGAGACGCACAACCUGUCGGUGGCGCUGCCCGUGGGCUCCCAGUUCCACCUGGGCUACCCCUGGCUCUUCCUGGCGCGCUACGUGGAGGGUGUGGAGCCCAGCGGCCCCAAGCGGCACUUCAACAUCAUGUGCAACCACCUGCGGUUCAACCUGCCGGAGGUGCAGAAGGUCAUGCCCAAAGACACUUUCUACUUUACCAUCCUCAGAAACCCUGUCUUCCAGUUGGAGUCUUCCUUCGUCUAUUACAAACACCACGCCCCUGCCUUCAGGGGCGUCGCGAGCCUGGAAGCCUUCCUGGCCUCCCCGUGGACCUACUACAACCAGAGCCUGGGCCUGAGCAACGUCUACGCCAGGAACAACAUGUGGUUCGACCUGGGGUUCGACAACAACGCGCCAGCCGAGGAGGGCUACGUCCGCGCGAGCCUCGCCGCCAUGGAGCAGCGCUUCCAGCUGGUUAUCAUAGCCGAGCACUUCGACGAAUCUAUGGUGCUGCUGCGGCGGCUGCUGCGCUGGCGGCUGGAUGACGUGGUCUCCUUCAGUCUCAAUUUCCGCAGCCAGCGUAGCGUCACCAGCCUGACGCCUGAGGGCCGGGAGCGCGCGCAGCGCUGGUGCGCCCUGGACUGGCGCCUCUACCAGCACUUCAACCGCACCUUCUGGGCCAAGGUGCACGCGGAGCUGGGCCCGCAGCGGCUGCGCGCAGAGGUGGAGCUGCUGCAGGUGCGGCGGCACGAGCUUGAGGCUCUGUGCCUGCAGGACGGUGGGCCCAAGAACCAGUUGCAGAUCACCGACCGCAUACUGCGCCCCUACCAGUCGGGCAAGGCUGACAUCCUGGGCUACAACCUCAGGCCGGGCCUGGACAAUCAGACACUGCAGAUGUGUCGGAGAAUGGUCAUGCCCGAGCUCCAGUACGUGGCCCACCUGUACACCCUGCAGUUCCCGGAAAAUCCCCCGAAGAAGAUCCCCUUCCUGGAGUAGAGGAAUGGCACCGGAGAGGGGACCCCGUGUGUCUCUGGCCCCUCUCCUGUCAUCCGUGGGAGGCCAUGGGCACUGCCUCAGGCUCGGAGGAGGCCUCUUGGGGCAUCCGGGAGACCCAGGCCCUGCCAGACCACUGCUCCUCAGGGUGCAGAUGCCGGUUGCCUGUGAAGAGAUCACCCAUGAUCCAUCCUCUCAGAGGUGGCCUAUUUGGUGGAGGUCCCCAAAUCUUGGACAGUAGGCACACCUGUCCUCACGAUGUGAACCUAUUCAUCAAAAAAAAAAAAGUAGUCUUACCAGGUUGGAAAUGAGGGCUAUUUAAUUACAUGUCAUCAGAGGAACAGGAACCAGGGAAUCCGGGGAGCUUGGGCAGCAGGGCCAUGGAUCCCUGAGGAGCUGAGAGCAGCUCCCCUGAGUUUGCCAGCCAUGGGGACAUGGCGCUGGUCACUGAGACACUGGUUCAGCACCUGCAGAGCACUCUGAAGUUGGGCCUGGGGAGCUGGGACAAAGGAAAGGAUCUGGAAUGUCCAGCUUCCCACCUCUGGCUGUAUGAGGCUUGUUUCCAACCAAAGAACAGUUUUAGAUUGAGAAAUGUUAGAUUGGCUUAUGAGAGGAAUGGUUUAGCCAGAGCACAGUGAAGGUCAGUGCUGGGCUCUGUGUUGGGAUAGCCUCCUCCCCAUCCCCAAAUGUCCAGUGAAGGAGAAAACUUGCAGGAGAGCUUGGAUGGGCCACUGCACCCUUGGUUGCCAUGGAGACCAUGUUGGAUGCAACCCCAGAGGAGGGCAGCUUCCAGGCACCCUCUUUGUCAUUUGUGGUGGGGGCCUGAGGAUGCCCUGCCUGGCAGGAUGUGAUCCCUGGCUGCUUGGGGGCCCAGCAUUUAGAGUGGGGUGCACACACCCAGCACCAUGUGCCCUGUGCCCUAAGAAAAGUCGGGUGCCUGGAGCACCCAAGAAACAGAGCCACUCACUCUCACACACUCAGCCCAGAGGCUCAGCCUGGCCUGUCCACCUGGCAUGGGGGUCCCUUUCCUUCCAUGUAGGGCCCUCCACCCUGAACCGCAGCAGCUGAGCCUGGGCACCAGGGCCAGGCGCUCUUGCUUCUCAGGGUAAGACGUGUCCAAACGUCUCAGGGGAAUCGGCAUUUCAAAGAAGGAGGAGCCUCACUCAUGACAGAACAGGCAGCAGCUCCCCUGGACACCAAUUGAACGGAGGGACUUUAAAAAGAAUGAAUUUUCUGUGAGAUUGGAAGACAUAUUGCUGCCAAUUUGAGAAUAAAAGAGUAUUUGGAAAAGGAAAACAUGACUUCCCAAAGAAAUGGAAUAGAGACCGUGAAGAAUGAACGGACGCUGCAGAGCCGGGGUCAGCCAGGAGACCCUCCAGAGGGUCUGUCAUCCUCCACCUGGAGGAAAAUGCCAAGAAAGAAAUUCCAAGGGAGAGUGGAGAAGGGAAAUCAGAUCCAGGAUAAGCCACCUGCGACUGACGGGAGUCUUGGCAGCAGAGUAAGGCUCAUAGAUAAGAACCUAGAGUCAAACAAAAAAUGGGGGAAAUUACCCCCGUUUAAAGAAAGACUCAAUCAGUGCCCGGAACGUUAGGCAGCUCCCCCAACUCCCAAAGAAAACAAGGCCCCCAGCCCGGCCAGCGUGGGCAGGCACGUGAAUCCGGGAUAAACAGAAGACGCUGCUGUUUCUUGCCACAGAGAGCGGGCAGUCGGGGGGGAGGGCGGUGGCUUGAGACCACCACCAGCACCAGAGUGCUGCGACCGCAGACCGAGGCUGUGCUCAGCCGCACAGUAACCAAGAACAGGAAACUACCCGGGGAGUUCAAUGGCGUUUGCUUUUGCCUUUGAGGUUGGCAGGAAUGUAAACUGGUACCCCCUUUUUGGAGGGAAGUUUGGGGGUAUUUAUCACCAGGUAAAGCACACGUGAUUUGUAACAGAACUUCAGAACGGGUUGUCUAUCC